UAGAGAUGAGCUACCCACUGGACCACCUCUACGGCCACGGCUCCUACCGCAGGGCACCGCAGGGCCUCUCUGCCCGGCCUGCCGCUUCCCUCUCCUCCUCCGGCUUCCACUCCCAGCCCUGGACGACCUCUCAGCGCCGCCGCCAGGCCUACAGCCAGACACCCUCCGCCGACAGCUUGGAGAUCUUUAACGGCGACAUGACUCGGAGGAACGAGAAGGAGAUUCUGCAGACACUCAAUGACCGGUUCGCCGGCUACAUCGACAAGGUCCGUAACCUCGAGCUGAUGAACUCGAAUCUGGAGCAGGAAGCGGCUGCGCUGAGACAGAGCCAGACCGGGCGCGCUACCGUGGGAGAGCACUAUGAGCGCGAGCUGGGGAACCUGAGGGGUCUGGUUCAGCAGCUUACCGGGGAGAAGGCACGCGCACUCUUGGAGCAAGACCACCUGGAAGAGGAUAUCCAGCAUGUGCGGACCAGGCUCGAGGACGAGGCACGCAGCAGGGAGGAGCUGGAAGCCAAGGCACGCCUCAUGAACAAGUAUGUGGAUGAGUCUGGGCUCGCACGGCUAGAGCUGGACAAGAAGCUGAGCGCGCUGCAGGAAGAAGCCGCGUUCCUGAAGAAGAACCACGAGGAGGAGGUGGCGGAGCUGCUAUCACAGAUCCAGGGUGCACAGGUGAGUUUCGAGGCUCGAGACACAAUCAAGGCGGACGUCACGAACGCCCUGCGGGAGAUCCGCGCUCAGCUGGAUGGCCACGCGACCAAGAGCGCAACGCACGCGGAGGAAUGGUUCAAAGUGCGUAUGGAGCGGUUGGCAGAUGCAGCUCACUCUAACACAGAUGCGAUCCGUGGUGCCCAGGAUGAGAUAGCAGAGUACAGACGGCAGCUGCAGAGCCGCACCAUCGAACUGGAGACCCUCAGAGGAACCAAGGACUCCCUGGAGAGACAAUGCAUGGAGACUGAGGACAGACACCAUGGAGAUAUCCACUCACUACAGGAGACUAUUCAUCAGCUGGACGGUGAACUGAAGAGUACUAAGUGGGAGAUGGCCAGUCAGCUGAGAGAAUACCAGGAGCUGCUGAACGUCAAGAUGGCUCUGGACAUAGAGAUAGCAGCCUACAGGAAGUUGCUGGAAGGGGAGGAGACUCGGUUCAUACCUGGGCCAAGCCUGUACUCCUACUCCUCUGCCCACCUGAAGCUGAAGGGGGAGGAGCUCUCAGACACAGUCAUACUGGAGGAACAGACGGAUGAGACACAGGUCACUGAGGUGACAGAGGAAGCAGAAGAUGAGGAAGAGGAAAAGGGAGAGGAGACAGAAAAGGAAGAAGAGGAAGAGGAAGAGGGAGAAAAGGAUGAGGAAGAGGAUGAGACCAAAGCUGAGGCAGAGGAGGGAGAAGGGAAAGGAGUUGAGGAAGAGGAGGAAGGUGAGGAGAAAGAGGAAGAGAAGUCUAAGUCACCUGAGAAGGCUGCUUCUUCUCCAUCCAAAUCUCCCCAAUCUAAGUCUCCCCCCAAAACCCCCCAGCCCAAAUCUCCUGCCCCCAAAUCACCUGAAUCAAAAUCACCCCAAGCUAAAUCUCCCCUCCCCAAAUCACCUGCCAAAUCUCCCGCCCCCAAAUCACCUGAAUCCAAAUCACCCCAAGCCAAAUCUCCCCUCCCCAAAUCACCUGCCAAAUCUCCCGCCCCCAAAUCACCUGAAUCCAAAUCACCCCAAGCCAAAUCUCCCCUCCCCAAAUCACCUGCCAAAUCUCCCGCCCCCAAAUCACCUGAAUCCAAAUCACCCCAAGCCAAAUCUCCCCUCCCCAAAUCACCUGCCAAAUCUCCCGCCCCCAAAUCUCCCACAGCUGUGAAAUCACCAACAUCUACAUCUCCCCCCAGCAAAUCCCCAGAGUCUAAGUCUCCCCCUCCCAAAUCCCCCCUCCCAAAGUCUCCUGAACCCAAGUCCCCCAUCCAGGAGAAGGCCAAGCCCCCUGCAGAAGACAAACUGGCCAAGCAGGAGAAGAAAGAGAAGGAACAACCCCAGCCUGUAAAGGAGGAAAAGAAACAAGAGCCAGAACCCAAGGAGAAGGAGAAGAGUGAGAGCCAGCCUAAAGAGGAGAAGGUUGAGGAGAAGACAGACAAACCAGAACCCAAGGAGAAGGAGAAGAGUGAGAGCCAGCCUAAAGAGGAGAAGGUUGAGGAGAAGACAGACAAACCAGAACCCAAGGAGAAGGAGAAGAGUGAGAGCCAGCCUAAAGAGGAGAAGGUUGAGGAGAAGACAGACAAACCAGAACCCAAGGAGAAGGAGAAGAGUGAGAGCCAGCCUAAAGAGGAGAAGGUUGAGGAGAAGACAGACAAACCAGAUCCCAAGGAGAGCAAGCCAGAGGAGAAUCCCAAGAAGACUGAGACCCCAACACCUGCCCCCUCUGCUGCCACCCCGGCCAAGCCUGCAGAGGAAAAGCCCGCCCCUGCCAAGGAGAGCCACGGCCCUGCUAAGAAAGAAGAGGAGAAACAAGCCAAAACAGAUGACACACCCCAGGUAGAGGUGAAGCCAGCCCCCAAAGAAUCACCACAGAAAACAGAGAGCACAAAGGAGGAGAAGAAACCAGAGCCCAAAGAGGAGGUGAAGAAGGAGGAUAAGAAGGAGGACAAGAAGGAGGCCUCUAAAGCAUCCGACAUUAAAGAGGCAAAGGAUACGAAGGAGGUAGGGAAGGCAGAGAAGGCCAAGAAGUCUUCUAGCACUGAAGUCAAAGACGAGAAGUCUUCUAGCACUGAGGUCAAAGACGAGAAGUCUUCUAGCACUGAGGUCAAAGACGAGAAGUCUUCUAGCACUGAGGUCAAAGACGAGAAGUCUUCUAGCACUGAGGUCAAAGACGAGAAGUCUUCUAGCACUGAAGUCAAAGACGAGAAGUCUUCUAGCACUGAAGUCAAAGACGAGAAGUCUUCUAGCACUGAGGUCAAAGACGAGAAAGCCAAGAAGUGAGUCACUAACACACUGCGUAUGAGCCAGGAGAAGAGAGAGACGCCAAAGAACUAUCGGGAGGGAUGGGAAGGGGGGGAAGGGACGCUACUGAAGACCUGAGCAACCUUUGUAAAGGGAAGCCAGAGCAUAGCAGAGCAGGAGACAAACAGUAAACAAACAAAGCAAUAGCUUCUCUCUAGUUACUAUCCCCGGGUACUCAACCCUGAUAUGAUGCUUCUUCUAAUCUAUGACUGUAGUGAAUGCAGAAUGCUCUAAACUCUAUCUGAAUUGUGUCUAUCUGACUGCCCGUCAAUAAUAACAAGUGCAUUAAAACAGCACCAUUGCCUUGGCUGGGAGCACAGCACAGGGCCAUGCACCUUCUGAAGCCUUCAAGGGUAGCGAUGUCAACAAAAUGUCUAUAAAAGAUUGUGAAAGAUGAAUAUAUUGUACUGUAUGUGUAUAUUUAUGAAGAUAUAAAUGCGUAUAUUAUAUUAACGACUAUAAAAAGCAGAGAAAGACUACAAACCUGCUCAUUGUGCAUCUUAAACAGCUCCCUGUCCGAUGGUUGUGCUGACUCACUGUGCUGUGGUCAGUAAUGAUACCUAGGCCAGUGAGGAGAACUCUGAAGUCAGGGAUGACUGUGCUAUGUAUAAACUGCUGAGAGUAUGCAAUACAAACUGAUGAACUAAUAAAGGUUAAAACCGAAA
Molecule: messenger RNA, 3640 nt
Organism: Salmo salar (Atlantic salmon)
Lineage: Eukaryota; Metazoa; Chordata; Actinopteri; Salmoniformes; Salmonidae
Biological process (GO): intermediate filament bundle assembly; axon development
Cellular component (GO): neurofilament; axon
Molecular function (GO): structural constituent of postsynaptic intermediate filament cytoskeleton
Source: RefSeq, a predicted model, not a curated record